AUGAGAGCUGUUGACCAAGCAUUGGCAGACAUGUUUACCAUUGGGGUAAAACCUGAAAUCAUCAAUCACCUAACUUCCAAGGACGGGGGCUUACUGGACUUCCUAAGCGCGCUGAAAGAAGCUAUUCCCUGGGCAAGAAGUCUCGGAGAGUCGAUAUUCUUCCAGUUCUUUGAGCGCCUAGUUAAAGCACGAAAAGAAUGGCAAGAGAAUCCGCGCCCUCCGUUCGAUCCCAGCCAACACAGCAGAACCGCACGCAGCAUCGAUAACUUGCUCAGAGAGACCGGUGACCUUUGGAGUAAAGCGGAGUUUGAGAUUUACGAACUAGUGGGGGGGUGGGAGGAAGACAACGAGAAUGAUGAGAAUGAUGAUGGACCUUCUACUUCCAACAACGGUCUAUCAAACGAUGUGCAUACCAAUAUGGGUGAUCUCACUACCGCGCUGGAGGAUGGGAUCGAGGAAGAGAACAUUAGAGAAGGCGUGAGGAAGAUGAAUCUAAAUGAUGAAAUGGACAUGGAUGAUUAA
Daldinia loculata is the source of this 522-nucleotide messenger RNA. RefSeq lists its product as uncharacterized. The record is from RefSeq and is a predicted model, not a curated record. Bases 1 to 522 code for a protein of 173 amino acids. The transcript is spliced from 2 exons. NCBI's taxonomy places the organism in Eukaryota, Fungi, Ascomycota, Sordariomycetes, Xylariales, Hypoxylaceae.